GUAAAUAGAAACUACGUCAUCAUCCAUCGACACAGGGAAAUGUUUGGUUUAGGCUGGGACACUUAGGUAGCGACCUAGGCAGGCUUUCCCAAACGAAGUUUUCAUUUAAUUAAAGUUUCAUUUCUGAGAGAAAAUGCCGAAAGUAGUGUCGCGAAGUGUUGUCUGUUCGGACACUCGAGAUCGGGAGGAAUACGAUGACGGAGAAAAACCUCUUCACGUUUAUUACUGUCUUUGUGGCCAGAUGGUGCUCGUGUUAGACUGCCAACUGGAAAAGCUUCCCAUGAGACCACGGGACAAAUCAAGAGUAAUUGAUGCAGCCAAGCAUGCUCACAAAUUUUGUAAUGUAGAAGAGGAUGAGAAUGUUUAUCUCAAAAGACCAGAUGGAAUUGAGCGGCAGUUUAGAAAGAAAUGUGGAAAGUGUGGUCUACUUCUCUUCUACCAGCAUCAGUUGAAAAACACGCCCGUUACGUUCAUUGUGGAUGGUGCUGUGGUGAAGUUUGGCCAGGGAUUUGGGAAUACCAGUGUGUACAGCCAAAAGCAAGAGGCUCCCAAAAAAGUCAGGGUGAUGAUGACAAAGAGAACCAAAGACAUGGGAAAGUUCAGUUCUGUCACCGUUUCCACCAUUGAUGAGGAAGAGGAGGAGAUUGAGGCGAGAGAAGUUGCUGACUCGUAUGCCCAGAAUGCGAAAGUAAUUGAGAAGCAGCUUGAAAGGAAGGGCAUGAGCAAGAAGAGACUGCAAGAGCUGGCUGAACUGGAAGCAAAGAAAGCGAAAAUGAAAGGAACGCUAAUCGACAAUCAAUUUAAAUAAAUGCCUAUCGAUGACCGGAGCAGUGCGUGAGGAGCGUUAAGGAGAAAUCAUCAUUCCAAGGAAAUCUGGCUUCAUUUUAAAUGACUUUCUGUGCAAACCUUUGAGGACUACAGCUAGCUUUACACAUACUGUUGGUUUGUGCACUCACUCUCAAUUAGUUCCUCCUCCCAGGACAAAGAACCUGUACAGAACUGCAGAAUUUAAGCACAGAUGGGUCCACUCUAACCCUCUAUUCUUGUUUUACUUCAUUUUCAGCUUGAUUUAAUAAAUAUUUUGAUGAAA
Messenger RNA from Conger conger (European conger), 1090 nucleotides. It is a transcript of the gene steep1, whose product is annotated as STING1 ER exit protein 1. The record is from RefSeq and is a predicted model, not a curated record. The transcript has 7 exons. NCBI's taxonomy places the organism in Eukaryota, Metazoa, Chordata, Actinopteri, Anguilliformes, Congridae. The coding region runs from base 134 to 808 and encodes 224 amino acids.